AUGUCUCAGGUAACUCCCAAUGUCUUGAACAUGACACGUGUGAUGACUCCUGAUGCAUCUCAUGCAUCACCCGGUCUUCCAGGUUCUGAUGUGUUGCAUCCAAUGUCAAGGGCAUCUGAUGACAAGUUCCAAAGCCAGUUUUCAUAUGGCAGUGGUGUCAGGGAUGCUCCAACAACCCCUGCUCACACACACACAUCCUCUGUGUCUGACAAUAAAGUCGCAACCAAGUUCAAACUCAAGGCAUCUCAGUUCUUAAAGCUCAGCAUGCUCAUCAAUUGUGCCCAGGAACGACUCAGAUCACAUGCCAACUUGUUAGGAUUUCUGAAUGUAUUCAACAACCCUGCAAAUGAAUGCAUGCUUUGUGCAGCGAUCAAAAAGGAGUGCAGUGCCAUUCAAAACAAGUUCCACACACUGCUUCUGGACAGUACCAGCCAGGAGGAAGGGAAGACAUGCAUGAUGCUGGAAGAACUUACAUGGACAGUACUCAGCAAAUACAGACAUGGUGGUGUAGGUUCAGGUUCGAAGGCCAAGUAUCAGCUACACUUUGCCUUCCUGCAUUAUUAUGGGAGGGCCCAUCAAUAUGUUGUGGGGAGAACUGUGAGCGAUGAUAGUGACUUGGAGAGUGGUGGUGAAGGGGCUGCACAAGCAAGUGCCAAAGGGUCCAUGAACAAACCACCUGCAAAAUGUGUCAGGACAGAUCUUGACCAGCUUGGAAAGGACAUGAAGAACAAUAAAUGGCAUGAGUUUUUCAACUUGAUCAUCACUCAGGAUCAAGAACUGUAUGGCAAGAACGUUGGAUCCAUCCUACUGCCUCUCCCCAGCAUGUACACAGAAUCACCAGCUACUGUUUCUUCUGCCCCUUGCACACUGCCUACUCCUGGAAAUCACAGGGCAUCUCAUAUAACCCAGUUGUCUGUCAUUAGGCAAUCCUCUGUGACCAACAACACAUCACCACAACCUGCCUGCUCAGAGGGUUUGCAUGCCAAGGACAGUAAUGAGGAUCUGCUGAGCAAGAAUUUCUAG
Molecule: messenger RNA, 1023 nt
Organism: Pisolithus orientalis
Lineage: Eukaryota; Fungi; Basidiomycota; Agaricomycetes; Boletales; Pisolithaceae
Exons: 8
Coding region: 1-1023 (340 amino acids)
Source: RefSeq, a predicted model, not a curated record